Molecule: messenger RNA, 2228 nt
Organism: Aethalodelphis obliquidens (Pacific white-sided dolphin)
Lineage: Eukaryota; Metazoa; Chordata; Mammalia; Artiodactyla; Delphinidae
Gene: LAMP5
Product: lysosome associated membrane protein 5
Exons: 6
Coding region: 1337-2179 (280 amino acids)
Biological process (GO): establishment of protein localization to organelle
Cellular component (GO): plasma membrane; late endosome membrane; lysosomal membrane
Source: RefSeq, a predicted model, not a curated record
UAAUGUGAUUUUUCUAUUUUAAUUUUACUGACCAUGUGACAUUGAGGAAGGUCAUUUAAUUUCUCUGAGCCUCAAUUUUGGGGUAUGUACAACCACAAUAAGGUAUAUCUUCCCUUGCCUACCUUCUAAGGUUGUAGGGAGGAUCAAAUUUGACAAUGAACAUGAAAAUACUUUGCAAUUUGCCCCUUAUUAUGACAUUGUUUUAUGACAUUAUAUUGUUGAUUUUUCAUAUAAUGAAAUCACCACUAAGAAGUAAAAUAUUUGGACAUCACUACAAUUGAUUAGGACAGUAUGCCUAUUGCUGAAAGUGCUGUAUUCUGAUUUAUGGAGCAAAAUAUUUAAAAAUCAAGCAAGCUACUAAAAAGUGUAAAUAUAGGAAUUAGCCCCGUAGUAUUUGUUUUUUCUGUCCCACUAGAUGCUGUAGAGUAUUAUAUGUGUGCAUGCGUGUGUGUGUGUGUGUAUAUAACUAGGACUGUCCUAAAAGAUGCUACAUAACCCUCACAAACUUUGGGUUCACUUACAUUCCUCUUAGCAGAGUAGUCACAAUAUAAUGAGCGAGGGUAGGUGACCCCAGAGUUCAAAGUCCUCGUGCAAUCAGAGAACAGAACUCACAAAAAACAAGCCCAAAUAGACAUACUGCAUUGACUAACGGCCUCACUUGAUGAGGCAUCAGUUUAACUUUAAACCCUGAGCUCGUGAGAGCAGGGGAGAGAAGGCGAUGUCUCCAAAUGCAGGAAGCUGUUGCCAUAGCAUUUUCCUUCCCUAUUCCUGCCUACGCCUCCUCCCCCAAAGCAGCAACAAUUUGUGCUCCACCGUUUUCCUUCAGGAGCUAGAAGCAUUUUCAGAAGCCAGGACUCCAGUGGUGUGAUGUCUUCACCACCUAAUCACUGUACUGGUAGGGAUAUUGAAUAAGUCGGAGGGUGCUAUUAAGUUUCUCAGGAUAGAAUCAUCUUUGCGGAUGCAAUUGCAGCGCAGGAAACAGACUCAGGGAGAAUUUUAGCCUUCCCAAAUUUCAUUGGAGCUCUGCACAAGCCCAGCCACAAUCACUCCAGCAAUACAACCGAAUCCUUUCAGCACUCGCAGCCGUGGACAGCUCCCUCGCCACGCGGUCCUUUCCUCUGCAGUGAACACAUUAGCGUUCACCCUGCCCGGGUCGGUGCGGUACUCCAUCCACACCAAGUCCGCCAGUGCGUACGGAACGCGUGCUCCCUCCCUCCUCCCUCUCGGUGCCCCCGCCCCUCGCUCACUCCGGCUCACUCCAGCGGCGACUUUGAGGGAUUCCCUCUCGGGCGGCCUCUGCAGCAGCACCACUGGCCUUAUUCGCUGCUCCGCGAGGAUGGAUCUCCGAGGAAGAGCCGUUCUCGGCAUGAAUAGACUUCGAGUUCUUCUGAUGCUCUUCCAUACAAUGGCUCGAAUCAUGGCAGAACAAGAAGUGGAGAAUCUCUCAGGCCUCUCCACUAACCCUGAAAAAGAUAUAUUUGUGGUGCGGGAAAAUGGGACGACGUGUCUCAUGGCAGAGUUUGCAGCCAAAUUUAUUGUCCCUUAUGAUGUGUGGGCCAGCAAUUAUGUAGAUCUAAUCACGGAACAGGCUGAUAUCUCACUGACCCGGGGAGCUGAGGUGAAGGGCCACUGUGGCCACAACGAGUCGGAGCUGCAGGUGUUCUGGGUGGAUCGCGCGUACGCGCUCAAAAUGCUGUUUGUAAAGGAAAGUCACAACACAUCCAAGGGACCCGAGGCGACGUGGAGGCUGAGCAAGGUCCAGUUUGUCUAUGACUCCUCGGAGAAGACCCAUUUUAAAGACGCGGUCAGUGCCGGGAAGCACACAGCCAACUCGCAUCAUCUAUCUGCCUUGGUCACCCCAGCUGGAAAGUCCUAUGAAUGUCAAGCUCAGCAGACCAUUUCACUAGCCUCCAGUGAUCCGCAGAAGACAGUCACCAUGAUCCUGUCUGCGGUCCACAUCCAGCCCUUUGACAUCAUCUCUGAUUUUGUCUUCAGUGAAGAGCAUAAAUGCCCAGUGGAUGAGCGGGAGCAGUUGGAGGAAACCUUGCCCCUGAUAUUGGGGCUCAUCUUGGGCCUCGUCAUUGUGGUAACGCUGGUGAUUUACCAUCUCCACCACAAAAUGACUGCCAACCAGGUCCAGAUCCCUAGGGACCGAUCCCAAUAUAAGCACAUGGGCUAGAAACUAUUAGGCAGACAGACCCCAGCCCCCCUCCACUGGCUGGAUCAGG